UCCUUGAUAAUGAAAAGUGCGAGCGUUACAACAAAAGUUGCCUCGAUGGUCUGUUUUAUCUCCAUACUGGUGCCGGUGAAUUUCGCAUCGGACUUCGCGAACGUGACCCUGGGAGCCGACGCUCCAGGGACGGGCCGGGAUCCGGGUCUCUUCGACCUGUUCCCCAACUUCCCGCGUCCCUUCAAAAUAAUCGCCAAGCCGACACCGGGCCCGAACAAGACGCAGACGAUCCCCAAACCCCAGAAGGGCUCUAACAGGACGCAGAGCCCUCAGAAGCAAACUCCCUCGACGGGGAGCGUGGAGAUCCCUGCGAAUCUGACCCUACCGCUUCCCGUCUCCCUCGGAGGGACGACUCAAGCGGCGCCGGUGAGUGUGGUCAGCGAAACCGUCCCUGCGAGCACGGAUGCUCCGUGGUUGGGGCAGAUCAAGUACCCGUGCUCGUGCGACGGAGGGACCUGCGGGUGUUGCACGGGACGCAUCCUCCAGAACUUCAACAUCAACUUCCAGCAAAGGGGCUGCGUCAACGUUACGUACUUCAACGAGGACUUCGAGUUUCACGUCCGGAUGAUCUGGAACGAUCGCGUUUUCUAUCAGCGCAGGAUGUCCGGAAAGAACCCACCUCCGCUAUGCAUCCCCCUGCCGCGGGUGGUGAACCUGAAGUUCUGCGUCAAGUUCAGCAACAUCUACAUGAUCGGGCGGAACAUGCACAUGUGCAUCGACAUCGAGGGGCUCCUGGUGGAGUACCAGGUGUUCGCCUUCAGCUUCGACUGCAUCCGGCUGGGCAGCAACGGGUUCGCGGUCGUGCGGCCUGAGGACGGCGGGGGGUUGGGACCCCCACCGGACGAGGACCCCUACAUCCCCAAGCCCAAGCCCACCAAACCCCCGAAGCCGCCCAAACCCCAGAGCACCAAGCCCAAGCCCCCGCCCGGGUCCCAAAGCGGCAACAAGCCCAACAAACCCAAGCCCGACGGCACCACCACCGAGGACUACGACGCCAUCGUUGCCAGUGAGGGGGAUGAGAUAGACUCCGCCAAAAGUGCUGUUCAGCUCUGAGUGCUAGAGUGCCACAAUUCGUUGCCCCUCUGCGGGCCGAUUAUUGAAACUUAUAGACAAAGUUAUAGACAAA
This is a messenger RNA of Bemisia tabaci, 1126 nucleotides long. RefSeq lists its product as uncharacterized. NCBI's taxonomy places the organism in Eukaryota, Metazoa, Arthropoda, Insecta, Hemiptera, Aleyrodidae. The record is from RefSeq and is a predicted model, not a curated record.